CCAUCAUAUCAGUGUGUCUGGCUGACGAGAAAAAUCUGAGAAGACGCGAGAAAAUGAGCGGAGCCGGGAAGAAAAUUGUGGAUGUCGCCUUCAAGGCCUCGAGGACCAUCGAUUGGGAUGGAAUGGCGAAGCUUCUAGUCUCCGAUGAGGCUCGCAAAGAGUUCUCCAACCUCCGUCGUGCUUUCGACGAGGUUAACUCCCAGCUCCAGACCAAGUUCAGUCAGGAACCUGAACCUAUUGACUGGGAUUUCUAUAGAAAAGGAAUUGGAUCUCGCAUAGUAGCCAUGUACAAGGAAGCUUAUGAAAGCAUCGAGAUCCCCAAGUACGUGGACACUGUAACUCCAGAAUACAAGCCAAAGUUUGAUGCUUUGUUGGUGGAACUGAAAGAAGCAGAGCAGAAAUCCCUCAAGGAGUCUGAAAGGCUGGAGAAAGAAAUAGCCGACGUCCAAGAGUUGAAGCAAAAGCUCAGCACCAUGACUGCGGACGAAUACUUUGCGAAGCAUCCGGAACUCAAGAAGAAGUUUGACGAUGAAAUCCGCAACGAUUACUGGGGAUACUGAUCAUAUAUCUCCAGUUCGAGGUUCCUUUAAUCUCCUCCAAAGACUCCUGCAUCAAGAAUUCGUUUCUCUUUAUUUCUGAUUCCGCGGCUCUACCGUAAUAAGAAUCAUCAUCAAUAACCGAGUGAAUGCGUCAGACACUGGAUUGAGAGCGCCGAUGUGAGGGCUUGACAGUUUCAUUUGGGUAUAUGCACUUUUCUUGCCCCAAAUUGUUCCAAUCAACAAAUUUUCUCAAAUCCUUUCUUUCUGCAUGAUUUCAAAGGAUCUCAUCAAAGAA
Tarenaya hassleriana is the source of this 834-nucleotide messenger RNA. Its product is annotated as ATP synthase subunit d, mitochondrial-like. Lineage: Eukaryota; Viridiplantae; Streptophyta; Magnoliopsida; Brassicales; Cleomaceae. The record is from RefSeq and is a predicted model, not a curated record. Gene Ontology annotation, molecular function: proton transmembrane transporter activity. The coding region runs from base 54 to 560 and encodes 168 amino acids. The transcript has 5 exons. Gene Ontology annotation, biological process: proton motive force-driven ATP synthesis.